Molecule: messenger RNA, 222 nt
Organism: Letharia columbiana
Lineage: Eukaryota; Fungi; Ascomycota; Lecanoromycetes; Lecanorales; Parmeliaceae
Exons: 1
Coding region: 1-222 (73 amino acids)
Source: RefSeq, a predicted model, not a curated record
AUGGCUCUCCUAGACCACCAUCAGCUUCAAAUGAUCAAUCUCACGAUGGCCUUCUUGUUUCGGUUACCGAACGGCGGCGAAACGGAAGAGCAACUCACCGUCAUGACCGACGUUCUUAACAAGCUCGACAUACAUCCCUCUUGGGUUGCUAACAAUGUUGUCCGUUUUUCUUCACGUUCGGAGUUGCUUGGUCACAUCAUCCCAAUUAUCGAUAUAACGUAA